AUGAACUUUACACAAGUACGAGUACAGGCUCGGUUCCAAGCACCUGGUACCUCCCAGCCUCGUCUCCUUUGUCUCCGUCCCACUGAAUUUACUCUCUCCUCCGCCGCAUUUACUUUGCGCACAGACAUCGCCCCCAUCGUGCAUGGCGUAACGGUCGCCCUCGCCCUGGGCCCAAGCAAAAAGAUCUUCGGAAUCUCCAAACGCAUUCCCGUUGAUCUGGAUCUCAAAGCGCCUUGGCAGAGUCUCUUCCCAUCCAGACUGGUACGAAACGGCGUGUCCGCCCUAGUCCAGGGUGGACAGGAUGCGGUCGGCAUGUAA
Molecule: messenger RNA, 318 nt
Organism: Penicillium cosmopolitanum
Lineage: Eukaryota; Fungi; Ascomycota; Eurotiomycetes; Eurotiales; Aspergillaceae
Exons: 2
Coding region: 1-318 (105 amino acids)
Source: RefSeq, a predicted model, not a curated record